AUGAUUGUCGAACCCGGUUGCGUGUCUUACAUACGAGAGCUUCAAGCGAUAUACCAAUAUCCUUCGGCCAAAGUUUGCCUUGAAGAUGUGCGCCGGAUAUGCCAGUUCUUGUCUAGGAACAGGUUCAAGAUACUCAUAGACACCAACUUUUUCCGAGAUGACGAGAUCGGCUUGGUCUAUCACCCGCAGCGUGGUUGGAUUAUGGUGAAGGGCUGCGUGUGGGAAACUCCCAAAUGCUUUGAGAGCACAGUGACACUUUCCCGGCUAUACGCUGAAUGUGAUGACUGUUUCAAGAGGAAGCUGAAGAUGCGCAACGCUGGAGUACAUGAGGCUGUUAUUAGAAGCACCGAAUGCAUCCACGAGGGUUUCAAGUCCCUCGAGGACACGUGGUAUGUGAAUGACCCAAGUAUCUUGGCUAAAUCGUUCUUCCAAAGGGUGGAUAUACUGGAUUUUGACGUCCAAGACAUGGAUCGGAUUAUGCUGUUGGUCAACUGGCUCAGUACCGAACACCGUCUUUUGAGCAAAGCAGUAAGUGAGAGCAAGUCGUGCGAUGGUAUGACACAAAAUCAGAUGGGACUGGUCCGACACCGUACAGAAAAAGGCCAGCUUUAUCGCGCUGUAAGUCGAUCGACACGGAGCCACAGGUGCGGAUGCCAACUCUUAGACAAGCCUAGAGGCUGGCGUCCGGCGUAUCUCUACGAGAAAGAACGCGACCCUGUUCGAAUCAUCGUCCGCAGGAACCUGUUUGAAGACGUCGAUCCUCGCGUCGAGCGGUCCCUGGUAGAGUUUUCCAGCUGCCUCUUUUCUAUCAAUGAUUUCAACCGCAUCCCUCUCGUCUCCCAGAUCUUGAAGGUUGAUUUGUCAGAAAUCCGCGAACUUCUGGAGGAAGUCGAUGUUCGUUGCCCCCUUACCGGUAACCACGACAUGUCCGACAAUGCACUCGCGGCAGUCACGCCGGAGGAUACAACGAGAGCACUCGCUUUCGGAAAGACGACUGUUGCAGCGUAA
Messenger RNA from Colletotrichum destructivum, 1008 nucleotides. RefSeq lists its product as uncharacterized. The record is from RefSeq and is a predicted model, not a curated record. The transcript has 3 exons. Lineage: Eukaryota; Fungi; Ascomycota; Sordariomycetes; Glomerellales; Glomerellaceae. Bases 1 to 1008 code for a protein of 335 amino acids.